This is a messenger RNA of Aphidius gifuensis, 3942 nucleotides long. Its product is annotated as ATP-binding cassette sub-family A member 17-like. Gene Ontology annotation, biological process: transmembrane transport; lipid transport. Gene Ontology annotation, molecular function: lipid carrier activity; ABC-type transporter activity; ATP hydrolysis activity. The transcript has 5 exons. NCBI's taxonomy places the organism in Eukaryota, Metazoa, Arthropoda, Insecta, Hymenoptera, Braconidae. Gene Ontology annotation, cellular component: intracellular membrane-bounded organelle; membrane. Bases 1 to 3942 code for a protein of 1313 amino acids. The record is from RefSeq and is a predicted model, not a curated record.
AUGAAAUUGGUUAAAGAGUGUGUAGGAACAAAUACCACUGGCUAUCAAAAUGAAACUGAAAUGACUGAUGUAAUUGCUAACAAUACUGGACCUAUUAUUGGAAUUGUGUUCAAGGUCGAUAGUACAAGCAACACAUUUAGAAACGGCUUGGAAUAUACAUUGAGAGCUAUGCCCAACAAAGAUGAUAAGUAUCAAAAAGUUCAAAUCUGCCUGGAUAUAUCUUAUAUUGAAAUGAUUACCAAUGUGAGUGUCACACAUGAAUCAUUAGGAAUAAAAACUACACAAAUGAAAACAGAAGUAUAUAAAGAAUCACUCUUGCCAUUUGAUGUUGCGCUAAGUUCAUUCUGCAUUAUAACUUUAUUGGUGUUUGUCAUCACAUAUUCAGUUGAAAUGGUAUAUAUAGCAAAGGAAAAAGCUGUUGGAAUAAAUGCUUUGAUGUCAUUAAACGGAAUUAAAAAUUGGAUGAAUUUAUUAAGUUGGCUUGUUACUGGUGUUAUUUGGAAUUUUUUGUUAUUAAUACCAAUUGUAUUGAUGCUUAAAUUUUCCUGGGUCCCAGAAUCAAAUGCAUUUAUGGAAAAAGGAAAUCCAAUCUUGAUAUUUAUGGCAUUUUCAUUACACAUUGUACAUCUUUUGUGUUUUGGAUAUCAUAUUGCAUCUUAUUUUAACAAAUCUUGGAAAGGAGUAGUGACGUCAAUUUCAUUCCUUUGUUCAAUAAGAAUUAUCAAAUCAGCAAUGGAAGCAAUAAAAUAUCAAGAAACCGCAAAAUAUCUAGAGAUAAUCAGUCCGAGUUCUUUUCUGACUGGAAUUUUUAACGCAAUAGAAAGAUAUGAAAGACAAGGCAUGACAAUUGGAUUUAUGAAUAUGUUUUCAACCGAAUUAGUAACACAGCCAUUUGAAACAUCAAUUGGAAUGAUUAUGCUUUUUUCAAUAUUGGGAGCAAUACUUCAUUUUUUCAUGGCACUAUACAUUCACGCAAUUAAACCUGGUGAAUAUGGUGUUAAACGUCAUCCUUUAGCAUGGUUUUUGAAAAAGAAAAAUAUAACAGAAGAUGAACAAAUCCAAUUAGACUCUGAUUAUUUUGAACAAAAAAAAGAAUUCGAAAAAAUACCUGCUGGGUGUCUUAAAGCAGGAGUGCAAAUCAGAAAGCUCAAAAAAAUAUAUAGCACAGGUUUUAUUGAAAAAGACGAAUUUCACGCAUUAAAAGAAGUAUCAAUUGACUUUUAUCGAGGUGAAAUAACAGCAUUACUGGGUCACAAUGGAGCUGGUAAAACAACAAUGAUGUCAAUAUUAUCAGGGUUAACUGGCUCAUCAGGUGGUGUUGUCAUAAUAAAUGGAAAAAAUGUUUUAAAUAAUCAUGAUGUAAUAAGUAAUAAUGUUGGUCUUUGUCCUCAAGCUAAUAUAACAGUUCCAGAUCUUAAUGUUUAUCAACAAGUUUUAUUUUUUGCUAAAUUACGAGCUAAAAAUAAAACUUCAGCACAAAUUAAAGAAGAUGUUGAAAAUUUACUUUUAAAAGUUAAUUUACAAGAUAAAAAAAAUUGCGCACUAGAUCAAUUGUCUGGGGGACAAAAAAGAAGAUUAUGUUUGACACUGGCUGUGAUUGGUGAUGCAAAUGUGUUGAUUUUUGAUGAGCCAACAUCCGGAAUAGACACUGAGGGUAAACGAGAUAUUUGGGAUAUGAUUUUAGCAAUGAAAAGUAAUAAGACAAUAUUAAUCAGUACACAUGAUAUGGAAGAGGCAGAUAUUCUUGGUGAUAGAAUUGCCAUAAUGCAUUCGGGUAAAAUCAACAGCUAUGGAACUUCUAUGUUUUUGAAAAAGUUACAUGGAGAUGGUCAAGUAAAAGUUACACUUUCACUUAAAUCUAGCUGUGAUACUGCCAAGAUACUCGAGAUAAUUGGUGAGGAUGUGAAAACUUUAAAUCAAAGAAAUGAUUCAAUUGUAUUAGCAAUUCCCAAUUCAGAAUCAUUACCCGAGACAUUGGAUAAAUUAGAAUUUUCUAAAAAAAAAUUGGGCAUCACUGGCAUAAGUGCAUCAAUAAUUACUUUAGAACAAAUUUUUGUCAAAGUCACCGAGGAAGUUGAUCAUAAUGUCAAUGGUACGACUAAUGAAAUUGGUCAUGACCCAAUACUCUUUAAUGAAAAUAAAGGUUUUGACUACUUGAUGCAAACCUUGUGGGGAUAUGUGAUCAAGAAGCAAGCAUAUGCCAUGAGAAGUCCAUGGAGUUUCCUGCUUCGACUUAUUCUUCCUUGCCUUAUAGUUGUAUUAAUAUUUUUGUGUUCACUAUCUGAAAAACCUAUCGAAACAGUAGAUUUGACAUUGAAUGAGGACUCAGUUUCAUUGUACAAGAAAUGGAAAGCCUCUGAAGAAAUGAUUAUCACUAAUAGAAACUAUACAAAUUUUGCUUUUGGCAACGAAAGAUUUAUCACUGCAGAAUAUAAUAACGUAUCGAAUAAAACAUUGAAUGUGAAACAAUUGUUUUAUUCAGACAAUCAAAAAGAUGAAAUUUCUAAAACUAUAAAUUUUAUUGACAAUACUUUGCUAAAGAUAUACAGCAAUAAUUCAGAUUCAAAAAUUCAAGCAUCUAAAAAAGAUAUUUAUCUGUCAAGUGAUUCAAUAUACCAAAAGGAUGGAAAUAUAAAUAUGAGAUUAUUCAUGAUUAUUCCAGUUAUGGUGUCCAUUUUGUACUUCAACAUUAUAGUAACAAAAAGUAAUUAUUUAAACUUUAGAAUAAUAAAAGGUCUAACAUUACCAUAUUGUUUAAUCAUCUUUGUAAUAUCAUUCGUAUUAUUCAUUGGAAUUAUCUACACUGUCGAACAAAAAAUAAUAGCAAAAGUUUUGGGAAAAAUCAAGAAGAAUAAUUCAAUUACGAACAUAACUGAAACAGAUGAGUUAGUGCAAAAAGAAAGAGACAUUGUUAGUGGAGAGGUUGAAAAACGCCUUACUAAAACAAUUAAGCAUAAAAAUGAAAAUGUUUUUUUGGCACAUGAAUUGAGAAAAAGUUAUGGAAAUUUACAAGUUGUAAAAGAUAUUAGUUUUCGAGUAAAAUCAGGAGAAUGUUUUGGUCUUCUUGGAGUAAAUGGUGCUGGAAAAAGUACAACUUUUAAAAUGUUGACUGGUGAAGAGAGUGCUUGUCAUGGUAAGAUGUACUUGAAAGACAUUGGCAUGCAUGACAAUCGUGGUGACUAUUUAUCCAAAAUGGGAUAUUGUCCACAACAUGAUGCUCUAAUUGAAACAUUAAAUGCUUGGGAUCAUUUGUACCUCUUUGCCAGACUCAGAGGUGUACCAGAAUCACAAAUAAAAUCAUCAGUUGAAGGCUGGAUAAAAAGAUUGAAUUUGACUGCUUGUGCUUCAAGACCAAGCCGAACAUACAGUGGUGGAAACAAAAGAAGGCUUAAUAUUGCAUUGGCAUUAAUCGGUCAACCAUCAUUGGUUUUGAUGGAUGAGCCAACAACUGGUGUUGAUCCAGCAGCAAGAAGAUCAUUAUGGAAUACUUUAAAGUAUUGUCAGAAAUCUGGUCAAUCAAUAAUUCUCACUUCUCACAGCAUGGAAGAAUGUGAAGCUCUUUGCAAUCGGUUGGUUAUCAUGGUUAAUGGAAAGCUAGUUUGCGUUGGUGCAGUUCAAGAACUAAAACAACGUUUUGGUGCUGGUUACAAUAUUCACGUGAAAAUGUCACCUGCUUCAUCUGUUGAGGACGUACAACAUAUCAAGGAAACAAUUGAGUCAACUAUUAGAUGUCAAAAAAUGGAUGAAAAUUCUGGUUUUCUUGGAUAUCAUGUCACUGACCCUGGUGCGACCUGGACAGUGAUGUAUCGCAUGAUGAAUACAUUGAAAAAUAAUUAUAAUUGUAUUGAAGAUUUUGCAGUACUUUCAUCAACACUAGAGCAGCUUUUCAUCCAAUUUGCCAGAGCUGAGCAUACUGAUUUAACUAGUCAUGAAAUUCCAUAA